ACUCUGUGCCCUUGUGGGGAAGAGGGAUGCUUUUGGGCCCCCAGCACUCUGAACACCAGAAAAGUGAAAGGGUUGUGGAACCUCUGAGCUUGGAGUUGCUGCCUGCGGAGUGUGAGUGGUGCGUGAGCCUCCCCAGUGAGAUCAAGGCCCUAUGCCAGAACUGAUGGGGACCUGAUCAAGAGGCAUACUGGCCCUGUGGCUUCCAGGUGGUGUCGGUGGAGACAGGGCCUGAGCCAGGAUCCAUAACCAUAAUAAGAUGAUAAAAAUAACAAUAAUUCUCCUCCUGCAACCCGCCGCCAGCAUGGCGCACUACAACUUCAAGAAGAUUACGGUGGUGCUGUCCUCCAAGGACUUUAUCGACCUGACAUUAUCGAAGACUCAACGAAAGACUCCAACAGUGAUUCAUAAACAUUACCAAAUUCAUCGCAUUAGACAUUUUUAUAUGAGAAAAGUCAAAUUUACUCAGCAGAAUUACCAUGACAGACUCUCACAGAUUGUAACAGAUUUUCCCAAAUUGGAUGAUAUCCAUCCAUUUUAUGCUGAUUUGAUGAAUAUUCUGUAUGACAAGGAUCAUUACAAGUUGGCUCUAGGACAGAUUAAUAUUGCCAAAAAUUUAGUGGACAAUGUUGCUAAAGAUUAUGUACGGCUUAUGAAGUACGGUGAUUCUCUCUACCGCUGUAAGCAGCUGAAGCGUGCUGCCCUUGGGCGAAUGUGCACCAUUAUCAAGCGGCAGAGGCAGAGUUUGGAAUAUCUGGAACAAGUGCGUCAGCAUUUAAAUUUAUCCCGCUUGCCAACCAUUGACCCAAAUACAAGGACUCUGCUUUUGUGUGGGUACCCAAAUGUUGGGAAAUCCAGCUUCAUUAAUAAGGUGACGAGAGCAGAUGUGGAUGUUCAGCCCUAUGCAUUUACCACCAAGUCUCUGUUUGUUGGGCACAUGGAUUAUAAGUAUCUGCGUUGGCAGGUUGUAGAUACUCCAGGGAUUUUGGAUCAUCCUUUGGAGGAUCCGAACACCAUCGAAAUGCAGGCUAUCAUGGCCCUGGCGCACCUUCGAGGAGCUGCGGUUCUGUAUGUGAUGGACUUGUCUGAACAGUGUAGACACGGGCUGAAAGAGCAAUUAGAACUUUUCCAGAAUAUCAGACCUCUCUUUAUCAAUAAACCUCUUGUAAUUGUAGCAAACAAAUGUGAUGUGAAACAAAUAGCUGAACUUUCUGAAGAUGAUCAGAAAAUAUUUGUAGACUUGCAAGCAGAAGGAUUCCCUGUAAUAGAGACCAGUACCCUGACUGAGGAAGGUGUUAUUAAAGUUAAAACAGAGGCUUGUGACAGGCUUUUGGCACACCGAGUGGAAACAAAAAUGAAAGGAAACAAAGUGAAUGAUGUGCUGAACAGGUUGCAUUUAGCUGUGCCUAACAAGAGAGAUGAUAAGGAGAGUCCCCCUUUCAUCCCAGAAGGAGUAGUGGCAUGCAAGAGGGGAAUGGAAAUUGGGGAGCCCAAGAAGAAAAGGGAACGGGAUCUUGAGCUGGAAAUGGGAGACGAUUAUAUUUUGGAUCUUCAAAAAUACUGGGAUUUAAUGAAUUCAUCUGAAAAAUAUGAUAAGAUACCAGAGAUCUGGGAAGGCCAUAAUGUAGCUGAUUAUAUUGAUCCUGCCAUCAUGAAGAAAUUGGAAGAGUUAGGAAAAGAAGAAGAGCUAAGAACAGCUGUGGGGGAGUAUGAUAGUGAAGAUGAGGAAAUGAUGGAAAUCAGACAGCUAGCAAAACAAAUUAGAGAAAAAAAGAAGCUGAAAAUCCUACAAUCAAAGGAAAAGGAUACACAGGGACCUAGGAUGCCUCAAACUGCUAAGAAGGUUCAGGGGACAGUUUUGGAAAAUGAGAUGCGUAGUCUUGGUGUUGACAUGAAUGAUAAAGUCAAUGCCCACUAUGCAGUCCAGGCAAGAAAAUCUCGGAGUGUCACUAGGAAGAGAAAGCGGGAAGAAUCUGUUCCUCUCUCUUCUGUAGCCUGGAGUAGGAGCUGCUCUCGACCUCCACGUGAUGUUUCUGGUCUUCGGGAUGUCAAGAUGGUGAAGAAAACCAAGACUAUGAUGAAGAAUGCUCAGAAGAAGAUGAAUCGCUUGGGGAAGAAAGGGGAGGCAGAUAGACAUGUGUUUGAUAUAAAGCCCAAGCACUUACUCUCUGGAAAGAGGAAAGCUGGUAAAAAGGACAGGAGAUAGCAUCCUUUUUAGUUGACAUGGUUGCCUAGAGUGUUACUGUUUGAUUCUUGGUUUGGUUUCAUGAAAUUGGAAUCAUGAUCUAGUAACUGAAAAGACAGUGGAAGUAACUAAAGUUCUUUCUUUCUUUCCUGAAAACUGGAUAACCAUAUAUAGGUGUGGGGAAUUUUAAUCACUUCAUGAUACUAUAAUUUUGAGUAGAUAGUAUUUCUGCAUUUAACGGAGUGUUUGCUUCAGAGUCACCAUAUAAGCUUCAGAUGUCAAGUUUUCAACAACAAAAUCACAAAGAAACAAAGUAUGGCCUAAUAAAGUAAAAGCUUGAUAAAGCCAUCCCUUGUAGCUGACUUAAUAGAUAAUAGACUUUCAACAAACUGCUAGGGAAGAUUUGCAGAAGUAGAAGUAUUGGUGUUACUUGGUUGUUUUGAUGGAGAAAACACUUUUGCAAGAGGGAGAGUUGGAUCAUCACACCUGAAGAGCCCUUUUUGUGAAGAAGCACUCUGCUUGUUGGGCGUAGACAGAGGCUACCAGCCCUCCCCUGCAGGAUAGGAGGCAUAUCCACUUAUGAAUGUGUUAGAAC
Messenger RNA from Marmota monax (woodchuck), 2777 nucleotides. RefSeq names its product GTP-binding protein 4-like. Gene Ontology annotation, biological process: ribosomal large subunit biogenesis. Gene Ontology annotation, molecular function: RNA binding; GTPase activity; GTP binding. NCBI's taxonomy places the organism in Eukaryota, Metazoa, Chordata, Mammalia, Rodentia, Sciuridae. The record is from RefSeq and is a predicted model, not a curated record. Gene Ontology annotation, cellular component: nucleolus.